GUAGCGCCAACAUGGAUUAUUGUCACCGCGGUUUAAGACAGUCGUGCUGAUAUUUCAGCAAUUAUCAAAAUAAACAACUCUGUUUAACUGACAUAUUUGUAUAAAGUUAUACUCACUAGCCGUAUUGAUACCAGAAAAUAGCUGGAAUCUUCUCUAUUUGCGACGGAGGGAGGAACAGACCAGACAUUCAAAAUGGUGGCUCUCCUAGCCUCAGCACUUCUACCGCAGGCGGAGGGUUACACCGAAAAAAACAAAACUUCAAUGGAAUGGAAUGAGAAAGGAACGAAGACCUCAAACAGACGAGCGCGCAAAUUAUUUGCAUAACUCUCAAUUAGCUAGCAAAUCCACCAGCUUCGACACUGCUAUGUGAUAUUUGAGUGAGUAACGUGGGUUGCUGGGCCCUUCCACAGCACCGGCUUUGCAGGCCCCCUCCACACUAUUAACAUGGAUGGCAGGGACGAUUUCAUUGAGGACACCGAAUGCCACAGCAACAAUUCCCAACAGGACAGCGUUUCAGAAGACAGUGAUAGCGACCUGGACAACCACGACUCAUCCUCCAACACCUCAGCUGACGACCACAUGACCUCCACCAAGAGAACACACCACAGGGGAGUUAAAGAAGAGAGCGAGGAGGGGGCCGACCUGAUGAACAGCUGUGUGUGUCCUCUGUGCACCCUGGAGUUCAGCAGCCCCGAGCAGCUCAUCACACACGUCUACCAGCACACAUCGUUGAUGGGCAGCAGUAAGAACUACGUGUGCCCAGUGUGUGGGCGCGCGCUCAGCUCGCCAGGCUCCCUGGGGCGCCACCUUCUCAUCCACUCUGAGGACCGCCUCUCCAACUGUGCUGUGUGUGGGACACGCUUCACCGACACCAACAACUUCAACAGGGAGAAGCUCAGAGAGAUCCUGAACACAGGCAGCAGUAUGGAAUGCAGCAGCGGAGAUGAGAACUGUUCCAUGUCCCGGUCUCUCUCCGGCAGCCCCAUGGGCAACCCCGGUCAUGGCCUGGGACACAGCCACGGGCCCGGCCACAACCAAGGACACGGCCCAAACCACAACCCUGGCACAGGCCACAUCCCGGGACACAACCACGGCCCGGGAUACAACCCCGGCCACAACCAGGGACACAACCAUGGCCAAGGUCCCGGACACCUCCCAGGCCACCCACUCCCCUCGCUGCACCACAGCCUCCUCUCUUCGCCCCCCUCCUUCCCUGACACCCUCAGCCCCUCACCAGGCCUACCUCUGCUGCCAGACAUCCUGAGCCCCAUGCCUGUGCACCCGGCCGGAGUGCUGCUGGUGUGCAACAGCUGUGUGGCCUACCAGCAGCUGGUGGACGCCCAGUCUCCUAUGAGGAAGUGGGCCAUGCGCAGGAAGAACGAGCCGGUGGAGGCACGCAUGCACCGUCUAGAGCGCGAGCGCUCCGCCAAGAAGACCAAGCGGGAGCACGAGUCGCCCGAGGAGCGGGAGCUGCGACGGCUGCGGGACCGUGAAGCCAAGCGGAUGCAGAGGCUGCAGGAGACAGAGGAGCAACGGACACGGAGGCUUCUCCGCGACAGGGAGGCCAUGCGGAUGAAGAGGGCCAACGAGACGCCAGAUAAGAGGCAGGCCAGGCUGAUCCGUGAGAGAGAGGCCAAGAGACUGAAACGGCGGCUGGAGAAGAUUGACCCCUCCCUGAGAGGUCAGAUAGAGCAUGACCCAGCUGCUAUGGCCGCCCUGACGGCAGACAUGAGCCUGUUCCAGUUCCCCUGCCCCAUGCCUGUCCCCUCUCUGGACAACAGCCUCUUCAUGAAGCUGCCCUAGCAGGACCAGAUCACUGGGGGCAGCACACUGGACCACUAACAGUUACAAUGACUUACUCCACUACGCCUAUGGGUUGCCAUGGUCACAGAUGGAACCAUUCCAUGCUGGUUGAAAUUCCAGCAGCUUCUGUGUCCAAGGACUUGAUACCCAAACUCCUGUGUCAACAAAUAACAUUAAUUUAUUACAGACUAGCAGGGUCAAGAAUGUUUCACUUAAUGAUAUUGAUAAAGCAUGUUGUCAAGAGAUUUGAUCUGUUCAGGGGGCUAGCAGACUUUGACUUAGCAGCCCAUUGUGUCAGGAGCAGUUACACCCUUCCAUCUUUUGCACAUGGACCUUUAGUGGUGGGAGUGAGUCACGUAGCCCAUAGCUCUUUCCCUCGCCUCUGGUCCCUUCUGCUAGCCCAGUCGCUGGAGUUUACCGGGAGCUACACCUCUCUCUGUCUCACGCUGCCAACGUGGGUCUCUGCUCUGGCUAGCUCAUAUCCACCCAAUCAACUACCUCAGUAAGGGCCGAGGACGAGCCCUCUGGUCUACGUUCUGACUCCAAGCUUCUUUACACGUACACUACAGAAGAGAAUGCGGGUUGUUUCCUUCGUUUGAGGAUUUGUUUAUAUCUUUAGGAUGUGCUUACUGGGGGAAUAUUCAACAGGACAGAACAUUCAGAAAUGUAUGGUAUAAAACGGGAACGAUAGAAAACGGGCCUGUUCUAUACAUCACAAUUCUAUCCGCUAUGCUCAGAAUAUUCUGUACUAUUUAAUGAGCCCUGUUUUGAGCAACAUUCUCCUUCAUUCCAGCAUGUUCUCUUCAACUCAAUAUACAGUUGAAGUCGGAAGUUUACAUAAACUUAGGUUGGAGUCAAACCUAUAGUUUUGGCAAGUCUGU
Salvelinus namaycush (lake trout) is the source of this 2684-nucleotide messenger RNA. Its product is annotated as zinc finger protein 821. NCBI's taxonomy places the organism in Eukaryota, Metazoa, Chordata, Actinopteri, Salmoniformes, Salmonidae. Bases 445 to 1803 code for a protein of 452 amino acids. The transcript has 6 exons. Gene Ontology annotation, biological process: regulation of transcription by RNA polymerase II. Gene Ontology annotation, molecular function: RNA polymerase II cis-regulatory region sequence-specific DNA binding; DNA-binding transcription activator activity, RNA polymerase II-specific. The record is from RefSeq and is a predicted model, not a curated record. Gene Ontology annotation, cellular component: nucleus.